AUGGAAGGCAGUAAUGAUUCUCUUUCUGUUAUAACUCCCGCAAUGGGCAGUUCGCCUGCAGUCUUGCUAACUCCUGGUAGGACGAGAAAUAUUGCACAAGAUAUGGAAGCCCUUAGACUGUCAAGACAAGACAAUCCUUAUUUACAGCAAGUUAUGGCCAGCAGGGAAAGUCUAAUUGAAAGUCAUGCAGAAGAGUGUGGUUCUGAUGACACUAAUUUAAUGUCACAGGAAUUUGGAAGUGCAGCCCUGAACUUUGUGGAAGAUGACCCAUUAACACUGAAAGAGGUACAUGAGCAUAUGAUUAGAUCUCCACCACCUGCAAGUUGCUGGCCGCAUGUUAAUAAAGCUAUUGCUGCACAGGAAAUAUUGGCUCGAUCUCCGAGACGCGGUACAAAUCGACCCCGUUCUUCCCGCUCUGCUUCUCCGCGGUCACAUGAUCUAACAUUGUGUGGUCGGCCAUUAUCCUUGCCAGGGGAAAGCCACCUUAGGAACGCACUAAACAAAAAGCAAGGCGGCCAACAAUCCGAGCGAUUCUCCAUCCUCCAGCAUCCACGCCCUCUAAGACGGCCGCACACCAGUCGCCGGGACGAAGACAGCAUCCAUCUGGUGCAGGAUUGCGACAAAUAA
Parnassius apollo (apollo) is the source of this 627-nucleotide messenger RNA. The record is from the annotation of a GenBank genome assembly. NCBI's taxonomy places the organism in Eukaryota, Metazoa, Arthropoda, Insecta, Lepidoptera, Papilionidae.